Messenger RNA from Pieris macdunnoughi, 243 nucleotides. Lineage: Eukaryota; Metazoa; Arthropoda; Insecta; Lepidoptera; Pieridae. The record is from the annotation of a GenBank genome assembly.
AUGAAGAUCUUGGAGGAUAACAAAAUCCUGAUGAAAGAAAUAGUAGGAACGGUAAAAAAGCAGACGGAGAAACUUGGGGAAAGAGACAGGAAGAACGAGCAGAUACUAGAAGCUACAUAUGCCAGUGUAGUAGCUGCAGGAAACAAAAAGGAGCAAAAGACAGAAGCAGUAGGACGAGAAAGUAUGAUAAACAGAGUAGCAGAAUUGCACUCGAUGAUCAUAUCUCCAACAAAUGAUAAUUAG